Molecule: messenger RNA, 1632 nt
Organism: Mollisia scopiformis
Lineage: Eukaryota; Fungi; Ascomycota; Leotiomycetes; Helotiales; Mollisiaceae
Product: cytochrome P450
Exons: 2
Coding region: 112-1632 (506 amino acids)
Molecular function (GO): oxidoreductase activity, acting on paired donors, with incorporation or reduction of molecular oxygen; monooxygenase activity; heme binding
Source: RefSeq, a predicted model, not a curated record
GGGGCAAGGCUGAGGUGAGAGCUCACCCACGUUCCGACAACGAGGCCUUUAAAUACUAUCUUCCUCGUUCUGGACUAUGAAUCGAGCAUUGUGUUCUACUGUAAUUGCAAGAUGAUAUCACAACUCACUUCUCUGUCUCCGACAUCUAUUCUUCUCCUUCCUCUUCUUUAUAUCUUCUACCUAUUUCUCUUCAAUUAUAUCCUCGACCCUCUCCGCUCGGUACCUGGUCCGUACCUAGCUCGUUUCACGAGAUGGUGGUAUUUCUGCAAGUUAUACGAGGGAGAUUUUGAAAGGACGAAUGUCGAGCUACACAAGGAAUAUGGAGCCGUGGUGAGAAUCGCACCAGGGGAGUAUAGUUUAGAUGAUGUUGAGGGAGCUCGAAUUGUCUACGGUCUUGGGAAGGGCUUUUCCAAGGCACCAUGGUACUCAGCAUGGAUGCCUCCCGAUCCAUCAAAAGCCUCUCUAUUCUCCGACCAAAAUGCCCACCGUCACAGCAUGCAACGACGAAAGUUCUCUUCUUUCUACAGCAUGUCUGCACUUAUAACCUACGAACCCUUCGUAAACAACUGCUCCGCCCUCUUCACCUCGCGUCUACAUUCCCUCGCUCUCACAUCCCAGGUAAUCGACUUGCAACACUGGCUCCAAUGCUACGCCUUCGACGUAAUCGGCGAAAUCACCUUCGGCUCCCGCUUCGGCUUCCUCGACCUAGGCGAAGACAAAGAAGGCGUCUUCAAAGCCAUCGACGACCGCGGCUCCUACUCGACUUUCGUAGGCGUAUUUCCCUGGAUCCAUCAAUAUCUGUAUUCCAGACUACCCAUGACCGGAGGCCACGGAUACGUAUACGGAUACACGUUACGCCAAAUCGAGAAUCGACAAAAAGAACUCAAGAACCCGGAAAGUAAAAACAGAGAAGGACCACCGGAUAUCAUGACGAAGAUCCUCCUCGCCCACGAAGCGGAUCCAGAGAAAAUGACAAAAAUGGAUCUAAUCACAAUGUGCCAAUCGAACAUCGGAGCCGGCUCAGACACUACUGCUAUAACCCUCUCAGCCAUCCUAUACAACCUGCUCAAACACCCUAGGACAUGGGAGAAACUAAGGACUGAAAUCGACGACGCCGAAAAGGAGGGCCAGAUCUCGGAUCCUGUGACGUUCAAAGAAGCGCAAUCGCUGCCUUACUUACAAGCAGUGAUCAAAGAAGCCCUCCGAAUCCACUCAGCGACAGGCCUCACCAUGCCGCGCAUCGUUCCCGCGGAAGGAACGACUCUCGCUGGACAUUUCUUCCCCGGUGGUUCAACGAUAGGCAUCAACGCCUGGGUCGCGCACCGCAAUCCCUCUAUCUUCGGCGCGGACGCAGAGGAAUGGAGACCAGAGCGCUGGCUCGAAUUCGAGGAGCAAGGGAGGGGUGCGGAGGUCGAGAAAUAUAGUUUGGGGUUCGGGAUGGGGAGUCGGACGUGUAUUGGGAAGAAUAUUAGUUUGUUGGAGAUUGGGAAGCUGAUUCCGCAGUUGGUGAGGAGGUUUGAUUUUCAGCUGGUGGGAUGCGGUGAUGGGGAGGAGUUGAGGAGUCUGAAUAGGUGGUUUGUUAAGCAGCAGGGUUUUAGGGGGAGGGUUUUCUUGAGGGGUGGGAAGAGGUGA